GCAUUGUCAAAAUAGUAACUCGUCUAUAUUUCUUGGGCCGUGACUUUGUUUGCGUGAACUUCGAUAUUUGUUUCGGGGAGUAAUGAGUAAUGUACUACAUAAUAAAAUAGAACAUGUAUACUAUCGACAACGUUAAAAUUUAUUAGGUCCUAACAUAUGAUAUUGUCGUUUGGUAAGGGAGCAACCGAACGUCUAUUUUUGCUAUUUAUGUACUUUUGCUAUUUGCGAUCUCAUAGAAUUUUCAAUUGUUGACAAUACACAUUUGCCGUAAUCGUCUGGCCAGAUUCAAGAAAGCUGAAGUGAACAACAUCGGCAUCGGUCUACCAAACGCUCACAUGUAACUUUUUUCAUAAAUUUUCGCUUGGGACAGGAUUUUGAUUAUUCGCCAGGGUUCAGCCAUUACGACGAGCGUUUCCGAUUAUCGUACAAGAUCUACUUUUCAUCACAGAUUUUGGUGUCAAUCGUAGCUGUUGGGGGAAUGAGAAUACCUAUAGAAAACAGUAAUAACGAUAAUUUACAAAUAGUCCCCAGUGCAAGUACAACUUCGGAAAGUCUUCAAGUUCAGCCCAUUUAUUAUACUAAAAAUGCACAGAAUCUGGACAGCUAUAUAAUACAUGAGCCCCAAAAGACUCCUCAAAUCAAGCAAGAGAUAAAAGAAGAAAUACCGACACCUGCGACUUAUUUAUUACCACCAUCACCGUACGCACGCAAUGAAUUCUUCUUAGCAACAACUGAGUCUAACGAGGAAAGCGAUUGGUAUCCCAUUCAGAGUGAUUCUCAAAAUCAAAAUAUCAACGAAGGCCAGCCACUUGAAGAGUUGAAUCUUAGAUCGGGUAAAGAAUUGCAUAGGGGACAAGUUUUUUCAGUCCCUAUAAGGAACCUUCUGCCUCCGAAAGAAAAUGCUCCCAAUGACUUUAUAGUCGUCUCUCCGUCUGUGGAACUAGAAUUACCUAUAGAAGAAAUAGAUCAUACCAUAAACAAUCCUUCUGCAGAGAUAACCAUGUUAAGAACACCGAAGACAGAAAAACACCAUUUUAAAAUAGACAACAUACCACAUCGUCAUAUUUCACCCCCUAAAUAUAAUCUUCAAAAAUAUACAAAUCCAACUAAAUUGUAUCCUAAGAAAUAUAUUGGUGAAUUUAAACCUAUACCAAUACCAAUUUCUCAAUAUAGCGAUGGUUCAACGGACAUACCUGUCGCUAGACCUGUCAAAGUGAUUAUUCCUGAUGACAUCAAAAAUGGUUUUGUGCCACAACCUAUAGAAAACAUUGAAAACUCAUUUGACAACAAUCAAAAAUUAAAUCAAAAUAAUGAAGCGGCCAAGAUUACGACCGCAACUGAUGCGCCCCACACUCAAGUCAUUCCGUCUGAACAAGAUACGUCUGAAACAAACUUCCGACAUCCGAUACGCGACGCUUAUCCAGCACCUGCGAAGCAGAUACCUCAAAAGCAUAUUCCUUUAAAGUCUGACGGCAAACGCACCGAAUUUCGAAUGCAUGGAAUGAAAGGUCCACAUAGCUAUCAAUUUGGUUACGAUACUGGAAAGGGGAAAAAUCGUCAAUUCAGAUACGAAGAAAGGGAUAAUGACGGCCAUGUCCGAGGCCAUUAUGGUUAUGUGGAUAGAGGCGGGAAACUGCGCGUUGUGAACUACGAUGCCGAUCCUGUGCACGGUUUCCGGGCUGAGGCGCCGGUGGAAAAAGAUACAGAAUAAAUUUAUUUAAAAUUAAGUCUUUCUGUGGUGCAGUUUAUUGUUGUAAAUAUUUUAAUUAUACUUUAAAACGUAAUUCUCAUUAAUUAUUUCUAACCAUGUAAGUAAGAUGACUUUAUUUUUUAUAUUGCUUUUUAAAAAAUUUACUUAAUUGUAAGCCGUGCCAUAGUAUAUUUCAAAUUUUAUUUGGAAAUUUUAAUGUUGAUAUUAAAUUAAAAAUAAAAUUCCUGUAUAUUUUUAAUAAUAUAUUGAAAAAGUAUUUUUUAUAUACAUGUAUAUAAGCGUUUAAAGUUGUAUGUAACAAAUAUAUAAAAAUAUAUGACUCAAUAUUUUUCACACUUUGAAGUAUAAAAAAAUCUAAUAUAGUAUAAAACUUUUAACAUGUAAUAAAAAAUUAUUAGUAUGUACAUAGAUGAAUGCAAUAUAAUUAUUUUUGAAUGUUAUCACUGAACUUUUUGUAUGUCCCUGAUUAUAACAUCAAGUAGACUGGACGCACCGAUGCGGAAGAGUUUUGGAGAGAGCCACUCUUGUCCUAAUUCAUUAUAAACCAAUGUCAGCCAAUUAACAGCAUCUUUGGAUGUCUUGAUACCACCAGCGGGUUUCAAGCCCACCUAUAAAUGCAAAUUUUGUUUAACUAUAACUACAAUUGUUCAAUAUAUACAUAUAUAUUUAAUAAAAUAGGAAUCUAUGUAUUGAUUAUUCACCUUAGUUCCAGUCAUCAGAUAAUAGUUUCUUAUAGCACGACACAUCACUAAUCCCACUGGUAAAGUAGCAUUCACAGCCUCCUUUCCUGUGGAAGUUUUUAUAAAGUCGGCUCCUGCCAUCAUUGACACCAUGGAUGCAUUAUAAACCUGAAAUAUUAAAUAAAAUUACAAUUUUUCUUGAUUCA
Messenger RNA from Danaus plexippus (monarch butterfly), 2597 nucleotides. RefSeq lists its product as uncharacterized. Lineage: Eukaryota; Metazoa; Arthropoda; Insecta; Lepidoptera; Nymphalidae. The transcript has 5 exons. Bases 479 to 1711 code for a protein of 410 amino acids. The record is from RefSeq and is a predicted model, not a curated record. Gene Ontology annotation, cellular component: chitin-based extracellular matrix. Gene Ontology annotation, molecular function: structural constituent of chitin-based larval cuticle.